Molecule: messenger RNA, 1459 nt
Organism: Abrus precatorius (Indian licorice)
Lineage: Eukaryota; Viridiplantae; Streptophyta; Magnoliopsida; Fabales; Fabaceae
Product: UDP-xylose transporter 1-like
Exons: 9
Coding region: 250-1299 (349 amino acids)
Cellular component (GO): Golgi apparatus
Molecular function (GO): UDP-xylose transmembrane transporter activity; antiporter activity
Source: RefSeq, a predicted model, not a curated record
GUGUCACUCACUCUCUAUUCUACCUUUCUUUCUCUUUAGCUUUGACUUCUAUAACACAACUCUCCCUGCCUAUAAACGCUGCCGUUUAACCUGAGAACUUGGGUGAUCUUUUGGAGUUGUAGGAGCCCUUACACCUUCCAGGGUCAUUCAUCUUUCCAUAGUUAAGGGCUCCUACCACGCAAUAACCCCAAGGUCGAUCUCAAAUUAAUAUAUCAUUUAUUCCUCUUAAUCAAUAUUAAAUAAGCAAAGAUGGGAGAGAUGUCAAACUUCCAAUUGGGUGUUAUUGGGGCACUAUUUCUCUCGGUGGCUUCUUCAGUCUCCAUUGUCAUAUGCAACAAAGCCUUGAUGAGCAACCUUGGCUUCCCUUUCGCUACAACGCUUACUAGUUGGCAUUUGAUGGUCACAUUCUGCACCCUUCAUGUGGCUCAACGCUUAAAUCUGUUCGUGACCAAGUCCAUUGACAUGAAGACAGUCAUGCUCUUUGGCAUUCUAAAUGGUGUCUCCAUUGGAUUUCUCAACUUGAGCCUUGGCUUCAAUUCCAUUGGAUUCUACCAGAUGACAAAACUUGCGAUCAUACCAUUCACCGUAUUAUUAGAAACUAUUUUCCUAAAGAAGCAGUUCAGCCAGAAAAUAAAAUUCUCAUUAUUCCUAUUACUUGUGGGAGUUGCCAUUGCAUCUGUGACAGACCUUCAGCUCAAUUUUGUGGGAACCAUUCUUUCCCUUCUAGCAAUCAUAACGACAUGUGUUGGCCAAAUUCUGACCAACACAAUACAGAAGAAGCUUAACGUCUCCUCCACACAGCUACUCUACCAAUCUGCCCCAUUCCAGGCUGCAAUUCUCUUUGUUUCAGGCCCUCUUGUGGAUCAAAUGCUCACCAAGCAAAAUGUCUUUGCCUACAAAUAUUCUCCUGUAGUCUUGGCAUUCAUUGUCCUGUCGUGCUUGAUAGCUGUUUCAGUGAACUUCAGCACAUUUCUAGUAAUAGGGAAAACAUCUCCUGUAACCUAUCAAGUGCUAGGCCACCUCAAGACUUGCCUUGUUCUAGGGUUUGGCUACACAUUACUUCAUGACCCUUUCACCGGAAGAAACAUUGUUGGAAUAUUAAUUGCCGUUUUUGGAAUGGGCUUGUACUCUUAUUUCUGCACUGAAGAGAACAAAAAGAAACAGUUAGCUAGCGAUCUCCCAUUGGCCUCUCAGGUUAAAGACAAAGAUAGUUCACCACUUUCGGCUGGGAAAAACAUGGGUAAUCAAAACGAGGAAAAUCAUGAGCCUAAGAAGUUAAGCAAGGAUUCUGUUAUUUAAAAGAACAGGCUCAGUGUCUUCUAAGAUUUGGUGUAUUUUGGGUUUCUUUCAAUUUAAUUUCUAGGGGAGUUGUAAUGAGUGUAAAUCAAAUUUUGUUUAAUAAGUUUUCUGUAACUUCAAGUCAAUGCAUUCCCUUUACCAACCAUAUAUGUACGUUAAA